UUACCAUCAGAAACAACUUUGAAAAGUUUAAUUUUGUCACUGUUUUUGAAAUUAGAAAUAAUGUAAAUAAAGUACUGAAACAAAGCAGUCUCACAAUAAAUAGUAGCUAUUCCUGUCACUUCUUGCAGUGGAGGCCCAAUAUACAUUGCAUUCUCAUAUUUGUACUUCCUCCCAACAUCUAGUGCAUAUUUGGCCAACAUAUAAAUAUUUAUCGAAAGAAUGAAUGACAUCAAUGACAGGUUGGUAGCACUCCGCUGUCCGAUGGUCCAGGUUAGACCGUGAGGCCACGAGGAAACUACGGAUAAAACAGUAUCCAAUUUGCCUAUACCGCCUGCUAAACUACAAGUCCCAGUACGCAAACUCCAUGGUUUCAGGGCAUACUGGGAGAAAGUCUCCGGCUCUUCAUUGGCCACGUAGGAGAAGCUGUGGUUUGUGUAAAAGCGCGGGCUUUAACGCACGUACGCACGGAGACUGCGCAGAUCUCCUCGUCUGAGUUCCGCGGAACUCAUUUUGAGUGUAGGCGUUUUAGCCGGUAGGGUUUAAGAACAGUUUCAUUUCCGGAGCCACCGGAAGCAGCUUGAAAAUGGCGUCUCCUUCGCUGGAGCGGCCAGAAAAAGGGGCUGGAAAAAGUGAAUUUCGUAACCAGAAGCCGAAGCCGGAGAACCAAGAUGAAUCAGAACUCCUUACGGUUCCUGAUGGUUGGAAGGAACCAGCUUUUUCCAAAGAGGACAAUCCCAGAGGACUUUUGGAGGAGAGCAGUUUCGCAACUUUGUUUCCAAAAUACAGGGAAGCUUACUUGAAAGAGUGUUGGCCAUUGGUGCAGAAAGCCUUAAAUGAACAUCAUGUUAAUGCAACCCUGGACCUGAUCGAAGGCAGCAUGACUGUUUGUACUACAAAGAAGACUUUUGAUCCAUAUAUCAUCAUUAGGGCCAGAGAUCUGAUAAAACUGUUAGCAAGGAGUGUUUCAUUUGAACAGGCAGUACGAAUUCUUCAGGAUGAUGUUGCAUGUGACAUCAUUAAAAUAGGUUCUUUAGUAAGGAAUAAAGAGAGAUUUGUAAAACGAAGACAACGGCUUAUUGGUCCCAAAGGAUCUACAUUGAAGGCAUUGGAACUCUUAACUAAUUGUUACAUUAUGGUUCAGGGAAACACAGUUUCAGCCAUUGGACCUUUUAGUGGCUUAAAAGAGGUUAGAAAAGUAGUCCUAGAUACUAUGAAGAAUAUUCAUCCAAUUUAUAACAUUAAAAGCUUAAUGAUUAAGAGAGAGUUGGCAAAAGAUUCUGAAUUACGAUCACAAAGUUGGGAGAGGUUUUUGCCGCAGUUCAAACAUAAAAAUGUGAAUAAACGCAAGGAACCAAAGAAAAAAACUGUUAAGAAAGAAUAUACGCCAUUCCCACCACCUCAACCAGAAAGUCAGAUUGAUAAAGAAUUGGCUAGUGGUGAAUACUUUUUGAAGGCAAAUCAGAAGAAGCGGCAGAAAAUGGAAGCAAUAAAGGCUAAACAAGCAGAAGCCAUCAGUAAGAGACAAGAGGAAAGAAACAAAGCAUUUAUUCCACCUAAGGAAAAACCAACUGUGAAACCUAAGGAAGCUUCUACUGAAACUAAAAUUGAUGUGGCCAGCAUCAAGGAAAAGGUUAAGAAAGCAAAGAAUAAGAAACUGGGAGCUCUUACAGCUGAAGAAAUUGCGCUUAAGAUGGAGGCAGAUGAAAAGAAAAAGAAGAAAAAAAAGUAACAUACCCAAAACUCCUUGACUAGAACUAUCUAUCUCCUUUUGUAAAGGAUUUUGAGAUACCAGGCAUUAGUUGCCUUAUUUGUGAGAAAUUUUCUGAGGGCUUUUUUUUUUUUUUUUUGGUGGUGGUGGUUGUUCAUAAAGAGUGUUCUUUAUAAAUUAUAUUAUUGUAUUUUUUGAAAAAUUUAUACUAGAAAGUGGUAUAUAUGUCUUUGUAUACAUUACGACCAUUGUGAUUAUCCAUUAAAUCCAGUGUCUGAUGCUAUUGGUUAGUAAUGAUGUCCCAGCAUUUGAUGUUCCCUCUCUGAUGAUAACAAGUAAAUAUUUAGGUUUAUCCCUUUUGAAAAUUUGGUUUUACUUUUAACAGUCCAUGAACAGAAAAUUAAGGCCUCUAAAAUCAGAUCCCCUAGUUACUCCUCUGUUCUGAAUCUGGGGAAGUGGUAAACCAAAAAGACAGGGAAAACCAGAUAUUUAGAGUCGAAGCAGCAUGCAAAAAAUAAUGUUUUUAACUAAUGAAGGCUACUGGAGUUACUAAGAAUCACCUAAAAAUGUGCUACUGUACCUUGCUCAUUUUGCAGAUUUAGAAGCUGAAACAUGGGUUAGGUUACUUACUAAAAGUCCACCUGUGGCAACCUGCAAGUAAUGCUUAUUUAUAGUAAAGAUGAGUUUAUCUGAUUGAUAGAGUUAGGAAAUUUCUUCUUUUGAGUAAGAGUAUUGCUAUAACAUAUUUUUUUUCUGAAAUGUUUUAAAAUAGAAGUACACCUAAUUGUUAUUGGUUUAAAAAAAGCCAUACAUGAAUAAGGUUGGUUUUUGGGUUUUUUUCUUUCCUGAAUUGUAUUAGUCCAAAAGAACUAAAUUAGGGUACUUGUGCUGUACCAAAACGGUAAUUAUAACAGACAGUAUUAGAAUUACUGAAUUAACAAUGAGAAAGAGAGAAGUGUAUCUGUUACGUGGAUAUAUGGGCCAGCCUGGAUACACAACAGAGUAGUAACCUGUGAAACAAACAUAGAAUAUCCUCUUAGACAUUGUUCCUCAUAAUGCACUGACAGAAUUCACAUAGCUCUUAAUGAAACAAUUUAAGAUUGAUGUACGUACGUUUGACUUGGUCUCUCUGUCGGUUAACUGUAAAGUUAGGAAGAAAGAAAAAAAAUUAAAAGGGUAGAUACAGUUGAGAGUUUUAUUUUAAAAAGCUAAGACUUAUAAUAAUUAUGACCAUUAACUUGCUUUGGCUUUAUUGCAGUGACUUUCCAAGUUUAAUUAUUCAAAAUUUUUUGAACUGACUGAAUUAACUUGGUAUUUUUAAGUUGACUUUUUAUAUAAACUUUAUUUAUAUAAACUUUAUAAACCUUUCAUAAAAAGGAAACUAUACCAUUACUAUAAAUGGAAAAUCAUUUUCCACGUCAUACCUAGCAGGUAAUAAAAUUUAAAAAAUAAAAAUUAAAUAUUAGAAUGUGAGAAAUUUAUUAAAAUAUAGUUCUAAAAAUAAGUUUCUUCCUGAGAAGAAUGAUACUGUUUAUGAUGAGUCCAUAGUGAAAAGACAGUGACCUCUCUUUCAUCCAGUCUAGUAUAUCACUAAAUCAUCAUUACGAUGUUUGUUUGGCUAUCAAGUCAUUAAUUACUGUCCUCCUUUCACUGAGCUUUAUUCAAAUUUUGACAAUCAGAGCACUGGGAAGAAAUAAAUUCCACAACUGCCUUUAGCCUUCUGGAUACUUUCUUUUAUAAAAUAGAAACCUUUUCCACACCAGUUCUGCAGCAGUCGCUAUUAGAUGCUCAUGGUAGAACCCAUCAAUCAUCUAGUCCUCUGGGCACUGGUGAGCAUCCCUGGUCUUCAUACCUGUGAGUGGGCUUUGUCUGUGGUGAAUUACUGUAAAGAUGCUACCCUCACUUUUCUUGGCAGUUAGUUAUGUCCAUGAAAUCAAGAGUGUGAUGUUCUAGUUAGUUAUUUUUUCUUAUAUAUAUUUUUGAAUGUUCAAUAUUCAACUAUUGAAACAAACGUACAUCUGUGAACUAGCUAAAAUCAUCUUAUGUACCACUAAUAUGCCCAGCACAUUUCGUAAAACAGUCCUGAUUUGGCCUCCAAGGGUAUUUAUUGAACUACCAGCAGUAUCUAGGAGACCACAAAGGAAUACCGCAAAGGAAUUUAUGCUCCAGUGCUUGCCAUAAUUUGUCUGAGAAAGAAUCUCUUAAAUAAAAGCUUUUAUCCUCUAACCUUUACCUUCAUCAGACCUUAUAAAAGGUCAAAUGGUGAUUCUUAAGUUUUUUAGUCACAAAUCUUACUUAUUCAGUAUUAAUGCGAAGAGUAGAAUACUUUCAAGUAAGCCUAAACCUACAUGAAAACAAAUUACAUAAAUCUAGCUUUGAGAAUAGGAAAUUAGUGACAAGAUCAAUCUGUAAGAUGUUGAGCACUUAUCUGAAGUAAAUGGGUAAUGAGUUUCACAUCUUAUAAAUACAAGUUAGCAUGUGUUUUCUCAAGAGUCCAAGGGUUUUCAUUAUUGGACUACAGCUUUAAUCUCCUAAAUGUUAUUCCCCAAGAUUAAAGAUCAUCUCAAGUUAGAUCACCAAAGAUCAAAAGCUAAAACCAGAAGUAUUUUUGUCAUUGUGGUGGUGGUAGUGUUACUAAUUGCCUAGAUUUUUAAAGGGAAACAUUUUUUUCACUGGACUGUUUCAUUGAAAAAAGUAAAUAGAAGCAGAAACUUGCCCAAAGUCACAGUGGUCAAACUGGAAAUUGCACUAAAACUUGGCAUACUGGUUCUGAAAUCCAUAGUUUUAGCUCUUAUGUAUACUGGUUAAUUUGGAAGGAAGAAAUUAUGUUUUGAAGUGCAGAGUGAAAGGAAGAAUUCAGUGAAUACAUUGAUACCUUGAUAUUAUCUGCAUUGUGGCUACAUGUUACUGACUUUUCUUCACAAGAGUGAUAUAAGUGAAAUAAAGAAUGAUAGGACUGGGAGAAAAAUGGCUCAGAAAACUUUGCAAAAGUACGAUUGUAUGUAAAGAUAAGUAUUCAACAUUAAAUGGGAAGGAGGAGAGCAAGCAGUUUAAUAUAUAUAAUUUUAUAAUUUUAGGCCUGCAAGGGACCUUAUAAAACGUGAGCAAUGGAACACUUUUUUCCAAACUAAAUUUCGUGCAGUGGAACUUGGCUGACUCUGUCCUUCCUCUAUUCUAAGCACCCUACUCUAGCCCGGCUGCUCUGAGUUCAGUUUGUUACAAAUAUGGACACGAAAGUACCACAGGCUUUGCACAGCUUAAUUGAAGUUUCCCCUUCACACCAUGGUAAAAAUAAAAACAUACUGGGAUGGAAGGGCUUGUGUCUAGAACAAGAACCAGAAAUAAACUCUUGGCCACUUACUAAUAUUUCAAAAUCACAAAGCAGAAUUUUUUGGAUGUUUAGUAAAACAUCCUUGGAAAUGUAACUGCUUGCAGCUUCUACACUUCUUCAUUAAAUGCUGUCUGGCUAAUAAAAAGUGCCAUGUUGCAGCUUUAUUUUAUUUUCAUUUUUUGGAGAUAGACCCUCACUGUGUCACCCAGGCUGGAGUGCAGUGGCACAAUCUCUGCUCACUGCAACCUCCACCUCCUGGGCUCAAGUGAUUGUCCUGCCUCAGCCUCCUGAGUAGCUGGGAUUACGGGCAUCCACCACCACACCCAGCUAGUUUUUGUAUUUUUAGUAGAGGGGGGUUUUGCCAUGUUGGCCAGGCUGGGCAUGGUGGCAUGGUAAUCUCAGCUACUUGGGAGGCUGAGGCAGGAGGAUCGCCUGAACCCGUGAGAUGGAGGUUGCAGUGAGCUGAGAUCACACCACUGCACUCUAGCAUGGGUGACAGAGCAAGACUCUGUCUCAAAAAAAAAAAAAAAACAAACAAAAAAAACAGAAUUCUGUUUGUUUGGAUGACCUGUUAUACUUAUUUUUGAUCUUGCUGAAAUAAGCAAAUCUUAGGAAUCUUAGUCUACAGUUUCUGACAGUUUUUUUUGUUGUUGUUUGACCAAUUAGAACUAAAUAAAAAGAACGUGAUUUUCACAUUUAAA
Gorilla gorilla gorilla (western lowland gorilla) is the source of this 5740-nucleotide messenger RNA. RefSeq names its product KRR1 small subunit processome component homolog (gene KRR1). NCBI's taxonomy places the organism in Eukaryota, Metazoa, Chordata, Mammalia, Primates, Hominidae. Gene Ontology annotation, cellular component: small-subunit processome; nucleolus. Gene Ontology annotation, molecular function: RNA binding. The transcript has 10 exons. The record is from RefSeq and is a predicted model, not a curated record. The coding region runs from base 584 to 1729 and encodes 381 amino acids.